AUGGCUGGAAACGCCAUCACUCUGAGCGGCGGAGGGCGCGGCCCGUCAGUCGCAACUAUAGCCUCGCUCGCCGCCGCAGCGACAGCUGUCAGCCUCUCAUUGGUCGGACUGCGCUGGCUUCGUCAAUGGGCCAAGCGCGCACACACAUGCGCGCCGCCCAGCAAUGGGCGGCGGCGCUUGUCGUGGCGCAGCGUGUUUACCGGCGAGAAGCACGGCGUCCCAACCCACUGUCGCUCUUCGCCUCCCCUUCUUCCAAUCCACAUCCUUCCCUGUCUCCUACCCUUUCAAGUCCCUUAUUCGAAAGUUUUUCCUUCCCCCUGCCGCCCCUCUCCUUCCCCCUUCCGCCACGCGCCUUCCUCCUCCGCCACGCCCCGACCCCGUUCCGUUCCGCCAUUCCCCCUUUUCCCGUCCGCCGCUCCGCUCCCCCCUCCGCCAGUGCGCCAGCUGGGUCUGCCCACGGACCUGGCGGCGGCGGCGCUACUGGCGCAGGCGGCGGAAGACUACGUGCGGGGCGAUAAGAGCCGCGCCAACCUUCUCCCUUUUUCGCCCUCCCCUUCCCCAUUCCGCCACACAUGCAUCUCUACCAUCCCCGUGCGCCCAUCCGUUUGCGCCCAUCCCCGUGCGCCCAUCCCCCGUGCGCCCAUCCCCCUGCAGGUAUUCCGCGGCCCAAGCAGCAAGCUGCACUUUAGGGACAUCGUCAACGCCGUCAUUCGGCAGCGGCGGUUCAACGAGGCCAUAGAGCGUCUGCGCCCGCAGCAGCGCUUCUCCCAGCUGCUGCACAAGAUGCAGAUCCUCGGCUGUGGCCCCCGCCCUGGGGGAGCGGGGGGAGCGGGGGGAGCGGGGGAGCGGGGGAGCGGGGGAGCGGGGGAGCGGGGGGAGCGGGGAGAGCGGGGGGAGCGGGGAGAGCGGGGGGAGGGGGGGGAGGUGGGGAACAGCGGGAGUGGAGGGGGCGGGAGGAGCAGUGGGAGCGGAAGGAGCGGGGAAAGUGGGGCAAGCAGGAGAGAGCAAAGGGGGGCCGGGCAAGGGGAAGCGAGGCAAGGGGGAUUGGUGGCUCCUACUCCCCCCCUCACUCUAUCUUCCAAUUCCCCACUUCCUCCCCUUCCAACUCCCCAUCUCACUCCCCCUCUCACUCGCCCUCUCACUCCCCGUCUCGCGCGCUCGCUCGCCCUUCCACCCGCGCGCGUCGAGUGUGGAGGUCCCGAGGGAGGGGGAGGUGAUGGUGCCGGCAGCAGCAGCAGUGCGCCCCCCCGUGCUGCUGCUGAUUGGGGGAGGCGCAGGUGCUGGCAAGUCAACGUGGUCAAGGAGAUCAUGAAACGCCCCUUUUGGGCGCGCAUGGCGCCACACGCAGUGGUGGUUGAUUCCGAUGCCUUCAAGGAGAGAAAUGCAAUCUUCCGAGCUCUCUCAGCUGACAGGCUGUGUGACGCUACCCAGAUCUCACAGCUGGUCCACGAGGAGUCAACCCGGGCAGCACAGUCAACGCUGGUAACCGCGCUGAACGAGGGGCGCGACGUGAUAUUCGACGGGACCAUGUCGUGGGCCCCGUUUGUGCAGCAGACGAUCGCGAUGGCGAGGCGGGUGCACGAGAGGCGGUUUCGGAUGGGGCCGGGGUACCAGGUGAAGGAGGAUGGGAGUGUGGUGGAGCGGUAUUGGGAGGAGGAGGAGGAGGAGGAGGAGGAGGAGGGGAGUGAGGGAGAGCUGGGCCUCCCCACGGACCUGGCGGCGGUGGCGCUACUGGCGCAGGCGGCGGACGACUACGUGCGGGGCGAUAAGAGCGCGUCCGAUAAGAGCCGCGCCAACCUGCUCGCGCUCAUCGCGCAGACAGGGGGAGGGCGCGCGGAAGGGGAGGCGGAGGCGGGGGCGGGGGCGGGGGAGGAGCUGGGGGAGGAGCUGAUCGCGGAGUUGGACGCGUGCAUGCUGUCUUACUUUGGCUUCCACUGGCCGCACUCCGCGCUCAUGAUCGAACAG
Molecule: messenger RNA, 1965 nt
Organism: Closterium sp. Yama58-4
Lineage: Eukaryota; Viridiplantae; Streptophyta; Zygnematophyceae; Desmidiales; Closteriaceae
Source: the annotation of a GenBank genome assembly